AUGUCUGCCAAGACCAUCAUUGUCACCGGCGCCUCUCGCGGCAUCGGUCUUGCAAUUGCCAAGUACCUUCUCUCUGCCCCUCAGGCUCACAAUGUGGUGGUCGUGGCCCGCAGUGUUGAGCCUCUUCAGAAGUUGAAGGAUCAGUAUAGCAAGCAAGUGGAAGUCGUCAAUGGCGACCUUGCUGAUUUCUCACUCGCUCAAAAGGCCGUCGAUGCUGCAAUCACCACCUUCGGCCAGCUGGACGGCAUGGUCUUGAACCACGGCAUUCUUGGCCAGGUCGGCAAGAUUGCUUCAGCCGAUGUCGAACAGUGGAAGAAGGACUUUGAUGUCAACUUCUUCAGCCUGGUUGCUUUCACCAAAGCUGCGCUCCCGGCUCUUCGCAAGUCCAAAGGAAAGAUCAUCUUCACCUCUUCGGGUGCCGCUGUGUCCGGCUAUCGUGGCUGGGGUCUCUACGGAGCCUCGAAGGCUGCCAUGAACCACUUUGCCCUGAGCCUUGGAAGCGAAGAACCCGAUGUGGUCUCCGUGGCCAUUCGUCCCGGCAUGGUUGACACCGAGAUGCAGCGUGAGCUUAGGGAAGAUCACGUCUCAAACCUGGAUGCCGAGAUGCACUCCAAGUUCUUCGGCGCCCACAAGAACGGCAAGCUUGUCAAGCCAGAGCAACCGGGUCAUGUCAUGGCCAAGCUUGUGCUUGAUGCCUCUCCUGAGCUGAGUGGUCAAUUCCUCUCGUGGAACGAUCAAGAACUCGAGAAAUUUCAGAAAUAG
This is a messenger RNA of Penicillium diatomitis, 762 nucleotides long. RefSeq names its product SDR family oxidoreductase. Bases 1 to 762 code for a protein of 253 amino acids. Gene Ontology annotation, cellular component: intracellular anatomical structure. NCBI's taxonomy places the organism in Eukaryota, Fungi, Ascomycota, Eurotiomycetes, Eurotiales, Aspergillaceae. The transcript has 4 exons. The record is from RefSeq and is a predicted model, not a curated record. Gene Ontology annotation, molecular function: oxidoreductase activity, acting on NAD(P)H, oxygen as acceptor.